Messenger RNA from Aspergillus wentii DTO 134E9, 1431 nucleotides. Its product is annotated as RUS1 family protein. The transcript has 8 exons. NCBI's taxonomy places the organism in Eukaryota, Fungi, Ascomycota, Eurotiomycetes, Eurotiales, Aspergillaceae. The coding region runs from base 1 to 1431 and encodes 476 amino acids. The record is from RefSeq and is a predicted model, not a curated record.
AUGACACCCAAUUCCGAUGGUGACACCAUAACCUUGACCGAAACAGACGAGGUCAACCAGCCUACCGCGACGUACGUCUACUCGGAAUCUCUGGUGAAGUUGUCGCCUAAGAAUAAGGAGGUCAAAGGAAGAGUGGAUGUGAUUCAUCCUCAAGCCUCACCAUCAUCAUGGUCUUCAACUGCACUGCUCAAUUCCCUCGCUGAUGUCUUUCUUCCUGCUGGAUAUCCACACAGCGUAACCAGUGACUACCUUCCAUAUCAGAUCUUUGACUCCCUCCAAGCUUUCAGCAGCUCCAUCGCCGGUCUUCUAUCUUCAAGAGCCGUACUACAAGGCGUCGGAGUCGGCAACGCAAAUGCCUCCCCAACCUCAGCUCUCCUCCUCAACAUCUUCCAAGACACCUCCGGCCGCAUCGCAACCAUUCUCUUCGCGCACCGCGUCGGCACGGCCCUCGAACCAGAAUGCAAAAUGUACCGCUUCGCAGCGGACAUCUUCAACGACCUCGCCAUGGUCCUCGACUGUCUGUCGCCGCUAAUCCCGGCGGGCAUCGGUCGAGUUACUGUCCUCAGCGCGGGGGGUGUUCUGAGGGCUCUCUGUGGUGUUGCAGGAGGAAGUUCCAAGGCGAGUUUGAAAAGACUCAUCCCAAGAAACCAUCAUCUCCCUAAUUGGGAUACUAACUCACCAAGUAAGGUCGGUUCAUUCAUAGUCUCCCACAUCACAGCCUCGACAGCAACAUGGAUAACCCUCUUGGCCUUACUCGCCCUCCACCUAACACUCAACUACGCAGCCGUCCGCUCCGUCCAAAUGACCAGCCUCAAUCGACAACGGGCAAAUAUCGUCUUUUCAGCCUUGCUCGAAUCAGAUCCGGAUCUAGUACAUGAAGCAGCAGAAAAGGAGAAAUCCUCACACCAGCAGCUGUAUCCUGCCACGAAAGAAUUUUCGAGUCAAGCGGUAUCCUACGAUGGAAUUCCUCUCAGAAACUUGGAUCCUGCCCGUAUCGGGGUUCCGCUACAUCAAUUCCUCUCUCCCUCUUCUUCAUCCGACACCACAGUCCCCUUCCCAGCCCUAAUAACCCUGUUCGCCAAUGAAUCAUACAUCCUCUCCCUCUCCCCUACUUCCUCCGGACCAAAAGCAUGGCAAGCAGCGAUCAUCCUAAAGACGAAUUGCACGCCUCAGUCCCAGCUGAAAGGAUGGGUGCAUGCAUUGCUCGCUACACGUAUCUUAUCCAUCAAAGAGACUGGUUCUGAUUCUGAAAUUGAACUUAUUAUGGAUGUUCUAUCACGGACAUUGGAAUUUUUGAAUCAGGAUUCUCGGUUUGAUGGGUAUAUGCUUGCGUUGGAGGGGGUGGGAUGGAAUUUGGGAAUUGCUGCUUUGGAGACGAAAUCCGGGCGGAGGGUUUGUGAUAUACAGAGUACAAAUGUGAAUAUAGACUAG